UAAAAGCUAGGAAAUUUCCCCACCAAAACGAAGGCGUCCCCCCUCCUCCCUUCUCUUUCCAUCUUCAUCUCUUAUUAGCUCUUUCUGCAACAAAUUAAACCGCCUCCAAGGAUUGCAGAAAGUAUCAGAAAACCCAGAUCCACUAACGGCCAUGACUUCCCAGAGUUCCAAACCAUGUCCUAUCAAAACUGUGGUGAUUUUAGUCCAAGAGAACCGCUCGUUUGAUCACAUGUUUGGAUGGAUGAAGGCCAUCAACCCCGAGAUAGAUGGCGUUACAGGGAAAGAGUACAACUUGGUAACCACAACAGACGCCAACUCGAGCCGGGUUUACUUCGGGAAUCGGUCGGAGUACGUUGACGCCGACCCGGGUCACUCGUUUCAGGCAAUAUACGAGCAGGUGUUUGGAGUCGCGUGGGGACACUCAUCUUCGUCUAAUAUGGUUCCAAGGAUGGAUGGUUUUGCUCAGCAGGCAGAGAGUAUACAGAAAGGGAUGUCCCAGACAGUGAUGAAUGGGUUUAGACCAGAAGCAGUAGCGGUUUAUAAGGAGUUAGUUUCAGAGUUUGCCGUUUGUGACAGGUGGUUCGCGUCGCUUCCGACUUCAACACAGCCGAACCGGAUGUUCGUUCACUCUGCAACGUCGCAUGGUUUUGUCAGCAAUGAUACUAAGAAACUGAUCGAAGGGUUCCCGCAGAAGACAAUAUUCGAGUCUCUGGACGAGGCAGGGCUCUCGUUUGGAAUAUACUAUGCCUCCCUUCCAUCUACGCUUUUCUACAGGAACCUUAGAAAAAUAAAAUACAUGAAGAAUUUCCACCUAUAUGAUCUAGAAUUCAAGAGGCAUUGUAAGGAGGGGAAGCUGCCUAACUACGUGGUGAUCGAACCACGAUAUUUCGAAAAAAAAUUGCAGCCAGCGAAUGAUGAUCACCCCCCACAUGAUGUUUCCGAGGGACAAAAAUUGGUGAAGCAAGUAUACGAAGCACUGAGAGCAAGCCCACAGUGGAAUGAAAUCUUAUUCAUCAUCACAUAUGACGAGCACGGUGGCUUCUAUGAUCAUGUCCCAACUCCUACUCGAGUUCCAAGCCCAGAUGACAUCGUCAGUCCUGAACCUUUCAACUUUAAGUUUGAUCGCCUUGGUGUUCGGGUGCCCACCAUCAUGAUUUCUCCAUGGAUUGAGCGAGGAACAGUGCUGCAUAGACCUUCAGGUCCACAUCCUUCGUCGGAGUUUGAGCAUUCUUCCAUUCCGGCAACAGUGAAGAAGAUAUUCAACCUGAAAGAAUUUCUAACAAAGCGUGAUGCAUGGGCUGGCACAUUUGACAUUGUCUUGACAAGGGAGAGCCCAAGAACAGAUUGCCCAGUUACCCUACCGGAACCAACUGUAGAACUGCGAUCCGCUGACGCAAGUGAAGAGGCAAAGCUAAGUGAACUUCAAGAGGAGUUGGUGCAGCUGGCAGCUACACUUAAUGGGGAUCAUAGCAAGGAUAUCUACCCACAGAAGCUAGUAGAGAACAUGAAGGUCGUAGACGCUGCCAGUUACGCAGAAGACGCAUUCAAGAAAUUCUUAGAAAUAUGUGAAAAUACAGAAAAUAACGGGGCAAAUGAGUCUGAGAUUGUUGGUGUGCCACCAACUCCAACUGCACAGCCACCUACUUCUAUGUCCGAAUUCUUUCUUAAAAAACUGUUUUGUUGUUUCGUUUGAAUCUGGGAUUUAUAUCUAGAACCAAUAUAUUCCGACUGAAAUCCGUCGUCGAGCAGAUGUGUUUAUUACAUUCGUAUGUAUUUAUUACCUAAUACUCUACAACAAUAUUGUGUAUGUUAUAUUUAUUUUGCUCAUGACAAUGUUCUCUUUAGUAUGUACUUGUAUUUCA
Molecule: messenger RNA, 1862 nt
Organism: Nelumbo nucifera (sacred lotus)
Lineage: Eukaryota; Viridiplantae; Streptophyta; Magnoliopsida; Proteales; Nelumbonaceae
Product: non-specific phospholipase C3-like
Biological process (GO): phospholipid catabolic process
Molecular function (GO): hydrolase activity, acting on ester bonds
Source: RefSeq, a predicted model, not a curated record